Macadamia integrifolia is the source of this 701-nucleotide messenger RNA. RefSeq names its product B3 domain-containing protein At5g26805-like. The transcript has a single exon. The record is from RefSeq and is a predicted model, not a curated record. Gene Ontology annotation, molecular function: DNA binding. Lineage: Eukaryota; Viridiplantae; Streptophyta; Magnoliopsida; Proteales; Proteaceae. The coding region runs from base 1 to 519 and encodes 172 amino acids.
AUGGCAAUGAAGAGAAAACGAGGAGAAAAAAAAAGAGGAAGAGAAGAAGAAGGUGAUGAUGAUCCAUUGAAGUUGAAGCUAGGCAAUGAUCCAUGGACUGUGAAGAAGAAGCUGACGAAAAGUGAUCUCAAUGGUCUUAGUAGAGUGAUAUUACCAGGUGAUCAAGUGAAGAAGAAUGUGCUUCCACACCUUAAUUCCCAAGAACUCCAUGAUGUGGAAUGGAGUAAUGGAGGACACAAGGUUUGGGUGGAGGAUUUGGAUGAAGGAAGCCUCCAUUUGUUGAGUUUCAAGACGUGGAAGAGCAACGGAUCUUAUAAGCUUGGGUUGAACUGGAUUUCAGAGUUCGUGAAGAAAAGAAAACUUAGGAAUGGCGAUAUGAUUGGGAUGUUCUGGGAUGAUUCCACUAGGGGUUUUUGUUUCUCUGUUCUUAAGAGAUCUCCUCAGCCUCCUCCUGAUCCUUCUCUGUGCAAAUUCGCACGUAAAUACCUUUGUCUCAGCCCGCGUACGCCUCUCCCAUGAUUCCUCUAUCUCAGUUCUCUCACACACAUGGAUUAAUGCAAGAAACUGACCGAUUCUAUUCAUGUCUUUUUUCUGGUUUUUUUUUUGUUUAUAUUGCAGUUACUGUUGAGAACAUGAGUACUGUAGCAAUGGUUGCAAAUUAAUAGUUAUGGUUAACUACUUGAUGGGUGGAUUUGUUUGUU